Molecule: messenger RNA, 1131 nt
Organism: Fraxinus pennsylvanica
Lineage: Eukaryota; Viridiplantae; Streptophyta; Magnoliopsida; Lamiales; Oleaceae
Source: the annotation of a GenBank genome assembly
AUGAAGAAAAUAGCAUUGCUGGUAAUGGGCUGUGGUGGCGUCGGCCGCCAGCUCCUCCACCACAUAAUCGCCUGCCGCCCCCUCCAUUCCAAGCUGGGGGUGCGGCUAAGAGUGGUGGGAGUGUGCGACAGCAAAUCAAUGGUAGCUGCUCCGGAUGCUUUUACCGCAGAAUUAGAUGAUGAGUUAUUACUGCAGGUUUGCAAAGUCAAGUCUAGUGGCUCUUCUCUGCAAACCCUCAGCAAUUUUGGUAAAUGCAACGUAUUUUCAAGUCAAGAAACUGCAAGGGAAGUCAUUGACAUUGCUACCCUUUUGGGUAAAUCGACAGGAGUGGCACUUGUAGAUUGCUCAGCUAGUUCUGAGACUAUUGGAGUGCUGAGCCAAGCAGUGGACUUAGGUUGCUGCAUGGUGCUGGCAAAUAAGAAGUCUCUGGCCUCUUCAUUGGAAUAUUAUGACAAGUUGGUCUCACAACCUCGGCGGAUUCGAUAUGAGUCAACGGUUGGUGCCGGCCUCCCCGUGAUAGCAUCUAUUAAUCGUAUACUUUCAUCUGGAGAUCCUAUCUACCGUAUUGUUGGAAGUCUGAGUGGUACGUUGGGUUAUGUGAUGAGCGAGGUAGAAGGCGGAAAACCUUUCAGCCAAGUUGUCAAAGCGGCGAAAAGCCUUGGAUACACUGAACCUGAUCCUCGAGAUGAUCUUAGUGGGACGGAUGUAGCAAGGAAGGCUCUGAUCCUUGCUCGACUUCUUGGACAUCGUAUCAACUUGGACGCCAUUAAGAUUGAAAGCUUGUACCCUGUAGAAUUGGGACCCGAUGUAAUGCCCGUGGAAGACUUUUUGGUGCAUGGCCUUCCCUUGCUUGAUAAAGACAUCCAAAAUCGUAUCGAUAAUGCUUCGUCAAAUGGAAAGGUUCUGCGUUAUGUCUGUUUGAUUGAGGACUCCAGGUGUGAAGUUGGCAUACAAGAACUUCCAAGAGAUUCAGCUCUGGGAAGAUUGAGGGGAAGUGAUAAUGUGUUGGAGAUUUACAGCCGUUGCUAUAAGGCACAACCAUUGGUCAUUCAAGGUGCUGGAGCAGGAAAUGAUACUACUGCAGCUGGCGUGCUUGCCGAUAUCCUUGAUAUACAGGAUCUAUUUCCCUGA